AUGCUGGGGAGAGAUCUGCAGCCAGGCUUGGGUCUUAUCUCUAUCCGCCUGGGGGGCAACCCCUGGGUGUGCGGCUGCGCCAUGGAGCCCUUCCUCAAGUGGCUGCGGGGACGCAUCCAGCGCUGCGCGUCGGGUAGGUGCCGCGCGGGCCCCGAGGUGGCGGGAGCCCCCCUGCUCUCCCUGACGGAGGAGAGCUUCCAGGCCUGCCACCUCACCCUGACGCUGGACGACUAUCUCUUCAUCGCCUUCGUCGGCUUCGUCGUCUCCAUCGCCUCGGUGGCCACCAACUUCCUGCUGGGCAUCACCGCCAACUGCUGCCACCGCUGGAGCAAGGCCAGCGAGGACGAGGACGUUUAG
Messenger RNA from Aptenodytes forsteri (emperor penguin), 357 nucleotides. It is a transcript of the gene LRRC55, whose product is annotated as leucine rich repeat containing 55. Lineage: Eukaryota; Metazoa; Chordata; Aves; Sphenisciformes; Spheniscidae. The transcript is spliced from 3 exons. The coding region runs from base 1 to 357 and encodes 118 amino acids. Gene Ontology annotation, cellular component: voltage-gated potassium channel complex. Gene Ontology annotation, molecular function: voltage-gated potassium channel activity; potassium channel activator activity; transmembrane transporter binding. The record is from RefSeq and is a predicted model, not a curated record.